Molecule: messenger RNA, 1950 nt
Organism: Halichondria panicea
Lineage: Eukaryota; Metazoa; Porifera; Demospongiae; Suberitida; Halichondriidae
Exons: 10
Coding region: 18-1772 (584 amino acids)
Source: RefSeq, a predicted model, not a curated record
ACCACGCCCAACUAAGAAUGUCCCAGAGUGAAGAGGACAUCGACAGUGAUGCCACUGUGUUGGAGGAGGAUGCAGCUCCCAAUCAGCCAGCAAACGCUGCUUCUCCACAGGCACAGGAUUCGCAGUUUGCUCCACCAUGCUCACUGCAUGUGUCCGAGUCACCGGGGGCAACAGCUUCACCCCCUCCCUCCCCCUCCAUCCUGCACUCCAGUCUGAAGCACCUCAUCCAACAACGUUGCAACUCCACCAGGAACCUGACAACAGACAUGGAGGAAAGUAAAGAUCAAUGUUCUGAUGAUGAAAUGUCUCAAGAGUUUCCUCCUCUCCCAACAAGUGACAUGCUCAGAACCGGUCCUCCACAACCAGUGGACACCCAAGGAGCUACACAAGACACACAAAUAGAUGAACCUUCAAAAGACAAUCCGAACGUUGAACUAACCGUGCAAUCUGUUUCAACUAUGUCUCAAUCUUUUCAAGCUAUUGAAGUACCCUCACAAUUAAAGUUAAGCUCUGAACAACCCACAUCAACCAACCCAUCGCCCUUAGAGGCUAUUGCACAGAAACAGACAAUCCUCCUGCAAAUACUCAAGCAACUUACACUGUCUAAAAUUACAGAUCAACAGUUAACCCAGGUAAAGGCUCAAGCUGCUAGUUUUGAACAGAGUCUCGAGAGCAUUGGCACUGCUAACCAGACGGAACGCAAAAGACUAGCUCAAGCUCACUCCACUCUCUCUCAGCGGGUCACCUCACAGCAAGAGCUUGUUUCAGAAAGCCAAGCCCUUCAGCGACAACUUCUCAGUCUGACCAAGAAGCAGAAGCACCUUCUCGAGUGUGUUUCGAGACAGAAGGAGAUACGAGCUCAGCUGGCUGCCCUCCCUAAGACCAUCGCCACUCAACUGACCCUCCAUCCUAAGACCACCACCACUCAGAAGAAAAGCACAGAUACACAAACUACUGUUACGGAAAUGUCUCAGAAUGUUCAGCCCUCAAUGGCCUCUCUGCACGUUUCCACAAGCACUUUAUCAAAUCGAUCAGUUUUGCCAACCAUGGCCCCCACGAAUGUCCAAAUUCGACCAGAGGUGCUUCUGAAGCCAGUGGCUGUCAAGACUACGUCCUCAGCUGACCUGGGUGAGCCUGUUCCCUUGGACACACUCAUCAAACACGGGUUCAUCCAGCCAGGUCCAAACACCCUCUCUUGCCUUAUAGUAGGCUGCCAAUUCAAGACCUCCCUGUUAGCUGAUGGCACUCUUCAGAUCAGCAGAGGGGAGACUGUAUAUCAUCAGCCGCAGCACUGGGUCAAGGCUUGCUGGGCACAACUCGGUCAUCCUAAUAAGAAAAUUGCCAAGAAGCUAGCAUACACCACUGUGCUGUACAAAGAGACACCGCUGAUCAGCUAUUGUGAUGAGUACAGUAUCAAGCAAGUGUCCAGCUAUCUCAGUCAGAGGACUGCUGAUGGUGGAACAGACUCGAGGAAGGUGAACAGUCGUCCUGUGCCAGGUCUGGAGAAGAGUCAGAUCAGUCAGGCUACCAGUGUGAGCAGUGCAGUAACUACCAGUGCUCCACAGCCUCAGGCCACUGAUUGUGCCCCACACUCGUCCGCCGGUACGUUCAACCUGGGCCAGCUGCUGAGAGAAGGUUCGGUCCUACUCCUCCCCCCAGUAGUCAGGGGGUGCUCCACUAGCCUGACCCUACCCCAGGGAUUUUGGUCCAAUAGAGAGGUGUCCCUCACUCCGCAGCUGGUCUCUCAGAUACAGUCAGAUUUGGAGUGGUAGUAAAAUGGACACUUCACACUGUUAUAGGAUUGACCGUUUUACCAGUGUAUACGUAUUUAUCUAAUCGUCAUUAUAUAUGUCUUGGCUUCAUUAUCACUUAUAUAAUUUAUUUAUUAUCAUCCAAUAAUAUUACAAAGAGACAAUAAAAGUUAUGACAAUGAAAAAUAUGAUCAUUAAA